GCAGGUAUCAUUGGCCUGGAUGUGGCCCUGCUGUUGUGCGAAAAGGGCUAUAGCCAGUAUGUGCCUUAUCUCGCCGAAUACAUGCCGGGCGACACAUCCCCAUCUUACUGCUCGCCUUAGGCCGGCUGUAAUUCCUCGGCCAUCACGGGCACCCGCCAUCACGGGCACCGACGCCAACGCGCUAAGGUGGGACCGAGUGGAAUACAACUACCUGCGUGAGCUGUGCGCGCGCCACGGCGAAGAGGCCUUUGUCCAGCGUACGACCUCGGCCGAAUUUUGGGAUGAGCAGAUUUCUGAGGAUGAGAUCGACACUAUGGCUGAGUGCCUUCAAGAUAUAAGUCCUCCCCGCCUCCGAACUACUCGCCGGCACGUCCUUUGGCAUCUCUUUUACGACCUACACAAACCAACGCUCCCUAGCACAUUGCCUACCUCGUCUACCGUCUGCGAGCACAAUACGGCGUCGCCUUUGCCCGCGACAAAGUUUCCCAUAUCGCCGCCGUUGCCCACGGUCCUGCGACGCGGCUCAUCUUCGAAUGCACGGGUGCUGCAGCGAGCACACUCCCAGGUGCCGAGGACAUCCGGCGUUACCCCCCAAGAGGGCACAUGCUGCUCGCGCAAGAUCCCGCCG
Molecule: messenger RNA, 628 nt
Organism: Microdochium trichocladiopsis
Lineage: Eukaryota; Fungi; Ascomycota; Sordariomycetes; Xylariales; Microdochiaceae
Exons: 3
Source: RefSeq, a predicted model, not a curated record